Anopheles gambiae (African malaria mosquito) is the source of this 1021-nucleotide messenger RNA. RefSeq names its product pupal cuticle protein Edg-84A. Lineage: Eukaryota; Metazoa; Arthropoda; Insecta; Diptera; Culicidae. The transcript is spliced from 2 exons. The coding region runs from base 103 to 846 and encodes 247 amino acids. The record is from RefSeq and is a predicted model, not a curated record. Gene Ontology annotation, cellular component: extracellular matrix.
CCCGAGAAUUAGCACAGUUCACCAAAGCCUUCCAGUCAGCUAAGAUCGUUGUCUGGUGUUUCAACUGGUCCUGAAAGCAUACUUGCUAGUUUUUCGGUCGUGAUGGCUUUCAAAUACGUCGCUCUGUUCGCUAUUAUCGCUGUGGCCAGCGCCCAGCACUAUCAGCAGUACCAGCAGCCACAGUACCAUCAUCAGCCCGAAUACCACCAAUACCAGCCACAGCAGGUUGUUUACAAGCAACCAGCGCUGCUCAAGACUGUCCAGCCCGCUCUGGUUAAAACUGUCCAGCCUGCUCUGGUCAAGACCGUGAAGCACGUCGAAUAUCCCGAUGCUCCGGCCGAGUACCAGUUUGCGUACGAUGUGCAUGAUGAUCACACCGGAGAUGUUAAGAGCCAGCAGGAGGAACGCCAUGGGGAUGUCGUCAAGGGACAGUACACCCUGAUCGAUGCUGAUGGUUACCGCCGCAUUGUCGAUUACACUGCUGAUGACCACAACGGAUUCAACGCUGUUGUCCGUCGUGAACCAGUCGAAGGUCACAAAGUUGUAAAGACUCUGGCUCCUGUUGCUAAGGUUGUUGCUCCUGUCUAUGCUGCUCCGGCUAAGGUCUAUGCUGCUCCGGCAGUCACCAAGGUGUUUGCUCCCCAGCCAGUGCACUAUCAGCACCAACCCGUCCAGCAGUACUACCAAGCUCCAGCUCCGGCUAAGGUGUAUGCCCCUGUCGCCAAGGUAGCUCUUCCGGCCGUCACUAAGGUUGCUCUUCCAGUUGCCAAGGUGACCUAUGCUCCGCAUCAAGAAGCUGUCAACCACGUCCAGUUCCACGGACCGUCCAGCAACUACAACUACUAAGUGAACUCCCGCUUGUCACACUGAGAUGAACGAAUCUGAUCAUAAUGAAAUUCGCGAAUGAAUGGCUGUUACGUUAACUAAUUGUAAAUACAAAUGUAGAUACAGUGCCUUCGAUCAAGGCUGCAAAUGUGCUAUAAUAAAUGAUAAAAUCAAACAUUUCUGUUUGAAAUGAUAA